CAUAAUUUUCCAAACACAAGAAUUCGAGUUGAAUAUCUUGCACUUACUACAAAAGAAAACAAACUGCAAAAAAAAUGGCGUCAUCAAGAUUUCAACUUGUUGCCCUUCUCGUGAUCUUCUCGCUCGUUAUUUCUGCCCAAUCUCAAGAAAAGGAUAUACUGGACGGACCGUGCCGCUUGAGAGGAACGUGCAAACAGGACAGCGACUGCGACGUUCAUUGCCAUCGUAGCACCGACCCUCCAGCCAUGGGCGGCCACUGCCUCUUGGCUAGACCCUCUGGUCCCGUUUGCUGCUGCCUUUUUGAUUAAUCCGAUCCUUUUUAAUUCUUUCACUCUUCAUGAUCAAUAAAGCGAAGAAUAAAAGAAGCGAUAUAGUGUUUCUUAUAAUUUUUUUUUCUUUCUUUACCACAUAGACUAAUAGACACUUGUAUCAUCAUGUCAUGAUAGUCUUUUUUUUUAAUUGUAAGAAAAUGGCUAUUAUUAGUGAACAUUUAUAUAAUUUAUUUAUAUUUUCUUAAAAGUUUUGUUUUUGUUCUUAAUUCAUCUAGGCCAAAAGAAAAAUAUCAUUUCUUCUGCAAAGAUAGCAACUUCUGCUAACUUGCUUGUGCUGUAUUAUUUAAACCUCAGAACUACCAUCAGUUGAGAGAUUUGGCCAUUGUUGAAUAUGAUGCAAUAGACAACAAAUAGGUAUAUGUAUAUAUACAUACAUA
Molecule: messenger RNA, 709 nt
Organism: Brassica napus (rape)
Lineage: Eukaryota; Viridiplantae; Streptophyta; Magnoliopsida; Brassicales; Brassicaceae
Product: putative defensin-like protein 274
Exons: 2
Coding region: 75-308 (77 amino acids)
Source: RefSeq, a predicted model, not a curated record